CUUCCGGUCCGAGUAGCCGGAAGCACCGCCUCCAGGACGUGCCAGUGCUGCUCGCUGCUUACCGAGUGCACCGCGGCCUCGAUGCUUACCGAGCCCACGGCGGCCUCCCCGCUUACCGAGCGCACGGCGGCCUCGAUGCUUACCGAGCCCACGGCGGCCUCCCCGCUUACCGAGCGCACGGCGGCCUCGAUGCUUACGGAGCGCACCGCGGCCUCGAUGCUUACCGAGCGCACCGCGGCCUCGAUGCUUACCGAGCGCACCGCGGCCUCGAUGCUUACCGAGCGCACCGCGGCCUAGAUGCUUACGGAGCGCACAGCGGCCUAGAUGCUUACCGAGCGCACCGCGGCCUAGAUGCUUACCGAGCGCACCGCGGCCUAGAUGCUUACCGAGCGCACCGCGGCCUAGAUGCUUACGGAGCGCACAGCGGCCUAGAUGCUUACGGAGCGCACAGCGGCCUAGAUGCUUACGGAGCACACCGCGGCCUAGAUGCUUACGGAGCGCACAGCGGCCUAGAUGCUUACGGAGCGCACAGCGGCCUAGAUGCUUACCGAGCGCACCGCGGCCUAGAUGCUUACGGAGCGCACAGCGGCCUAGAUGCUUACGGAGCACACCGCGGCCUAGAUGCUUACCGAGCGCACAGCGGCCUCGAUGCUUACCGAGCGCACCGCGGCCUCGAUGCUUACCGAGCGCACAGCGGCCUAGAUGCUUACCGAGCGCACCGCGGCCUAGAUGCUUACCGAGCGCACAGCGGCCUAGAUGCUUACCGAGCGCACCGCGGCCUAGAUGCUUACCGAGCGCACAGCGGCCUCGAUGCUUACGGAGCGCACAGCGGCCUAGAUGCUUACCGAGCGCACCGCGGUGCACCGCGGCCUCCCGGCUUACCGAGCGCACGGCGGCUGCUGCAAACACAGCGUGGGCCGCAG
Molecule: messenger RNA, 923 nt
Organism: Myotis lucifugus (little brown bat)
Lineage: Eukaryota; Metazoa; Chordata; Mammalia; Chiroptera; Vespertilionidae
Product: histidine-rich protein PFHRP-II-like
Exons: 1
Source: RefSeq, a predicted model, not a curated record